This is a messenger RNA of Lates calcarifer (barramundi perch), 8564 nucleotides long. RefSeq names its product GDNF family receptor alpha-4. Gene Ontology annotation, biological process: nervous system development. The record is from RefSeq and is a predicted model, not a curated record. NCBI's taxonomy places the organism in Eukaryota, Metazoa, Chordata, Actinopteri, Centropomidae. Gene Ontology annotation, molecular function: signaling receptor activity. Bases 4720 to 6081 code for a protein of 453 amino acids. The transcript is spliced from 8 exons. Gene Ontology annotation, cellular component: external side of plasma membrane; signaling receptor complex.
UUCUCCGCCAAUCAAACUCAUAGAAUGUGAUGUCGUCACUUUGCGUAAAUGUAUAUGUCCUAGGCGGUUCUGAUAUUACAAAAUACACGUGAAGUGAUUUAAUUUAGGCAGAAAAUUAAACGACUUUCUGCACGAACUUCUUCUUAUUAGGUUUCUCGAAGUCAUGUCCUCAGAUCAGUGAAGACGGCGGCUUGGUAGAUACAGAUUUGUCCCCUGAAUCAUACUGGAGGAAAGUCAUAAGGACAUACAGACUGUCAAGGACUGCAGUGAGGCCUAAUCACCAUAAUGAAUGACAACGUAUGAGCAAAUAUUAAGCAACUCCCAGCGACCAUAAGUAUAAUUAAUAAUACUCUACGGCUGUGCUGUUGCUUUUCAGUGAAGUGCGUUCCCUUUGAAUUGACAUGUUUUAUAUAACCUGGCCUAUAACGUAUUAACUAUUAACAGGGGAACUGCUGCUCUAGUUUGUGGACGUUUUUCUUGGGUCUAUUUAUGCGUGUGCUGUGUGGAAUAUCUGGAUGUUAUUAGGUGCCAGAUGCUCAAAAUGUUGUUGAGCAACAUACUGGGAUGCACUUAAGUAGGCCUGCUGAAAGUACAAGUAUUAAUUAUUCAGAAACACUCAGAGUGUUAUAAUAUUAGUAAUAUAUUGCAUUGUUAGAUAUUAAUUAAUGUUAUGCAGUGGCAAGAAAAAAUGUGCAAACCCUUUGGAAUUAGCUGCAUUGAUUGGUUACAAAAUGUGAUCUGUUCAUCAAAGUUACAGUAAUGGACAAACAGGUUCUGUUUUAACUAAUAACACACAAAUAAUUGCUUUGCUCUUGUUCAUACUGAAAACAUCAUUCAAACAUUCACAGCGUAGGCUGAAAGUAUGUGAACCCCUCAGCAAAUUACUUUGAUUUACAAAGCUAAGUGGAAUCAGGUGUUAGCAAACCUGGAGUCCAGUCAGUGAAACAAGAUUGGGGGUGUGAGUUAGAACUACUUUGGCAUUUAUUUAAAAAUGCAACUGCUGAUAUGAACCAUGCCUCACAAAAAAAAAAAAAGAUCUCAGAAGACUUAUGAUCAAGAACUCCUGAUUUGAGUUUAGAUAUCCAUCAGUCCACAAUUAAGACAAAUAGUCUAUAAAUAGGCACGAUUUACUACUGUGGCUGCUCUCCCUAGAGGUGGGCGCCCAGCCAAGGUUACUCCAAAGGCAAAACAUAGAAUCCUCAAUGAAGCUAAAAAUGACCUCAGACGAACAACUAAAGGAUUAAAGGAACUAAAGCAAUCAUUGGAAAUGAUUAACACAUCUGUUCAUGAGUCUACCAGAUGUAAAUCAUUGAGUAGGCUGUGUGUCCAUGGCAGAAGAAGCUGCUACACACCUGAAGUUUGCCAGAGAGUAGCAUGACUUUUCACAGUGCUACCAGCUAAAUGUUUUGAUGAGACUAAUGAUGAAGUGUCAAGAAGACCAUGCACCACUAUGGUGUAAAAAGGGCACCGUAUACCAACAUGAAAACCUCAUCCCAGCGGUGAAGUACGACAGCGGGAGCAUUAUGAUUUGGAGCUGCUUACAGAUAUUAUGGUCUGCUCACAGCAGACAUUCAAAGACUAUGGCUGAGUUUCAGAAGCUGUGGGGGAAGAAUGGUCUAAAAUUCCUCCUGAGCGUUGUGCAUAUCUGACCCACAGCUACUGAAAGCUAUUGAUUGAUAUUGUUAUUGCUGUCAAAGGAGGUUCAACUAGUUAUUAAAUACAAGGGUUCACUCACUUUUUCCACCAGCAGUUUAAAUGUUUAAUGGCUGUCUUAAAUAAGACAUAAAUGAUUAUAAUUGUGUGUUAUUAGCUUAAACUCAUUGUGUUUGUCCAUAUUUGUGACUUAGAUGAAGAUCAGAUUACCAAUUAUUGCAGAAAACCAAGUAUUUCUAAAGGGUUGAUUGUAAAGCAGUGCAUCAUCUUUUAUAUUUUGACACCUCAUGAUACCUCAUGUGUAAAGUAGUACAACAUCUCUCUCUGAAAUGUAGUGAACUGUAUGUAUAAAGUACAACACAAUUAAAAUAAUCCAGUAAAGUACCUCAAAACUGUACUUAAGUACAGUUCUUACCUAGGUAUAUUCCAGUACUGGUUGGCAGCACAAGGUGAUGAGCUCACUUACUGAAAUCCUUGAUCUUGAGUAUUGUAGAGAGCAUACUUGUGAUGACAGAAACUGCUACAGAAGUGCUGAAAUUCCAAAAUAAAAGUUUAAUUUAUCCAGUCGAAGCUUGAUCAAAGUUGUCCACUAGAGGGCAGCAAAAGACUUAAGAUCUCUCUCUCUAUUUAGCUUUCUUUAUCUAUUUGAAAGAAAGGAUGUAAAGUAAGUGCCACUCAUUACAUAAUUUCCAUGAUCCAAAAGGCUGAUGAGGCUUGACAUAAUUUGCUGGCUUCCCAUUCCACUUAAGGUCUCAGUGUUAUGACAGCAUGUUGGAGUGGUUCAUAUGUCCCUGUGACAGUUUAUGAAACUACUUAUGUUUUAUUUCAAGGCUCAUAGAACAACAGCGCUAGAAGCAAAAACAUGUUUCUCAUUAAGUUAAUGCCAGCUGUUGCAUAUAGUUGUCUCUAGGGUCUUGUUGAUAGCUUACUGUGCCCAACUAUGUUUAGUGUGGCCACACAAAACUCAGAUAAGACCUCUCUAAUUAAAAACACCCUUAUCUGACAGCAAUAAACCAGUGCUCACUUUAUUGGAGUAUCUGGACCUGUGUAACUUACAGUAACCUGUGCAUGUCUUAUCUCAUGCACAGUGUUUGUUGACCACAGGGAGGAGCUUCUGCGGUGCUGUGUGGUCAGUGUCAAACCUCCUCCUCUGAGGGAUCCUGCUAUAGACAAACUUCGAGGCAGGAGUAGCAGUUAUCUGGAGUAAACCAAGAUAAUGGUGAAGUAAUCCUGACCUAGCUGAGAACAUGCUUGGAAACAAGUUGUUAUUCACACACACUACAAAAUGUAUUUGAUGUUAUAGUGUAAACAACUUCAUUAAGAGCAGAUUGUUUGGUUUGAAGUGCGAGGUCACCUUGUGCUGCCGUGUUUACUGUGAAUAACACUGCCUUAUUAAAGGCCAUGCCUUGUUGUUCUUGUUUGGUUGGAUGUGCAUUUUAAUGACAGCCACUGUCCACUUGUAUUUCUUGCUGCCACUCGAGCAUCCAGUUGAACAGGACGUGUAAAUUAAUCCACUAAUCCCUCUGCUGUCUUUUAAUUAUAGUGAGGACAACAGGUCAUUGGCAUGCACUUUGCAAUUUUAAAUUGCUUUUGUUCUCUUUUAGUGAGGCAGAGGCAGCGGUGGGUUUAUUUAAUCAUCUUUUGAGUUUAGCAUUUUAACUAUAAAUUGGAUGACUUCAUAGACUCCAGAGAAAUGUUUCAAACAAACAUAUGUGUGACUUUCAAUUUGAAGAAUUGUAUUGUGUUUGUAACGAGGAGAAUAAUAUACAGAAUGGCUGCCUUUGUUGUACAGUAUCUUUACAUGCACAGGCACAAACUGCACAAUCAAACUGUCUUUUUUGGCGAACAAAGGAAAAAAUUCGAUAUUACAUAUUUUAGUAUUUUUCACUACAUGUUACCCCCUCUGGACCAACCAACCCCACAACCACAGAGUAGCUGCAUUAGUGGUUCCAGUGGAACAAGUAAAGAUUUCACACUCUCAGUCCUGCUGUAAGCUGAUAGGAAUGAAAAAGGCUGUGGGGCUGCAAACUGGUCUCAAGGCAAAGGAGGGGGCAUAUUUAAUUUAACAUUUAACGUUUAAGCUCAACGCAGCAGACACAUGCUGUAGAAGCACCUGUGGGGCGGGGAGGGGGCAAGCCAGGAUUUAUAACCAGAACAUGGUCGAAACAUAUCUAAUGGGAAAAGAGAGGACAGUCUUUGUGAAUGAAUCGAUGCUCCUUCUCUUCUGCACAAGAGCAUAUUUUUGCUGAAUGCAGCUCUGUAUGGGAAGAAAACACAUCAUUAUAAGUUCAGUUUCAAGGUCAAAGCCAUUAAUGUUUGUUCAGUGGAGAUUUGCUUCGAACACAGCCAGUCUUUAAAACCAUCAAACACAGUGGCAGUAAAUGAAGUAGAUCAGUGAGUGAGAGUACUGUUGAUGUGCUAUAAAUAUGUAACCCCCCUUCAAAGUAACUGACUUUUUAAUGUAAUCUAUAAAUACACCUUGUGUUGUCCGUCACGUUGAGGGCUGAACUUGUCUGCAACAACCCAGCUGUUCUCCCACAGGAAACAUUUUAACAUCCCAUGGGCACAUUCAGCUUUUUCAGAGGCCAAUCACAUUGCGCCUUUAACAGAGAUGCGCCAUGCAGUCUCUCAGCGCUCUGAUCUGCACUCCAGCUGGACAACUGUGGAGCUGCGACGCAGCCACACACGAGCGCAACUGCGACAUAACUCACACUUGGAGACUGUGGUCCGUGUGAGCGGAGCUGACCGGAGACCAGCUGCGGAGAAACUUUUUUUUCUUAGUUUUUUUGGAUGAAUAUUUUUGGAAUCUGCCGAAUGCGUUCGCAAGAGAUCAAUAGAAGUGGGAUCCGACAAAUAAAUGGGACAACAAAAAUCGCGAUAACUUGAAUUGCUCCAGCUGUGUGCACGGUUCAGUUUUGCCAACUUUGUGUACUAGCACCAUCCGAUCUGCCUCAGUCCGCGCGGGCGCAGCAGCAAGCAGGAGGAGGAGGAGGCUGGAUGUGGCACGAGACGGGUCACUGAGCUGCAGCGAGCCGGGUGCGAGUUUCCCCAGUCCCCAACUCUCCAAUGUCACCGGACAGGAUGAUGAUCAUUGGACUCCUGUUCAACGUCUUCUCUCAUGGUAGCAUUCCAGUAUCUGCAUCCUUAGACUGUCUGGUGGCGGAGCAGGGCUGCGUCCAGGAGCAGUCCUGCCUGGUCCUCUAUCGACUGCUGGAGUACUGCACAGCUGAAGAGGCGGUGUCGCCCCUCGGCCCAGAUGCCCGUUUGGAGUGCCUGGAGGCCCAGAACUCCUUGCAGCACUACCGCCCCCUUCAAGUUUGCAAGUGUCAGCGUGGCUCUCGAAGGGAGGAACACUGCCUCAGGGUCUACUGGACCGUGAGAUUUGCAGCAUAUGAUGAGUAUGAGGUGUCUCCAUAUGAAGAAUUGGAGUUAAAUCUGGUGAGAAACAUUGAGAUGUCCCGUAUGGCCUCCAUCAUGGCAGCUUCCACUCUUUCUGUGGACGGCCAAAACCAGUGUCUGAAGGCAGCUCAGGACUGCGGCCUGUAUGAGAAAUGUGGCUCCCUGCGGUCAGAAUAUGUCGUAGCCUGCACCAAGCGAUCAACAGUCUCUGAGAACAGCUGCAACCGCCAGAAAUGCCACAAAGCCCUGCGGCGCUUCCUGGAGCGCGUGCCAGAGGAGUACAGCUUCGCUCUGCUCUUCUGUCCCUGCUCUGACACUCUGUGUGGGGAGCGCCGCAGGAAAACCAUCGUCCCGUCAUGUUCCUAUGAGGAGAAUACGAAAGGAGAGGAAAAAGUGGGCAAGCCUAACUGCAUCAGCCUGCAGAACUAUUGCUCCAGAGAUGAGCUGUGUAGAUCCCGGUUCGCUGAUUUCCAACACAACUGCCAGCCCUCCCCUCUGUCUGCCUCUGGCUGUGUGCGAGAGAGCAGAGCCAUGUGCUUGAAGGCCUACGCUGGACUCAUAGGAACCAUCAUGACUCCCAACUAUGUGAGCAACAGCAGCACAGAAGUGUCCCAGUGGUGCACGUGCGAAGGUAGUGGGAACGAAUGGCAGGGCUGUCAGCGUAUCCUGCACAUGUUCAGCAGCAACAUAUGUCUGCGCAAUGCCAUCAGCUCCAUGGGAAUCUCCGCACCUCCUCCCGUGGAGAACACUCCUGUGCCAGCUUCUCAGCCCUCCCCGCACGUCUACCAGGAGCGCGUCCAUGUCAGCGUUAACACUCUCCCUGAAUUCAACAGUAUGGAGGACAGUGAGGGAGAGGAGCAGGAGGAGGAGGAGGAGAGCGAGGAAUUCAACGUCAUGCCGCCUUACUCUGAGAAGGACUCUAACGUUGAAUCGGGGGCGAGGGGGAGUCGUCGGGGAGCAGCUGGCCGAGCGGUACCUGCGUUACCGUUACUGCUGCUGCUGCCUUCGCUCGUCCUGGACUGGAAGUGAUGGGGGCUGCUGAAGCCUCCAUCUCAUCCUCCACUCAUAUUUUUCACUCGCUACCACUUUCGAAUCCAUCACAGCACUCAGAAUGAAACACAGAGGACAUUUACGAGGAAGAAAAGGAAAUGCUCCUUCUUAAAAAUCUAUUUCUUUAUUUUAUUUAAUUUUUUUAAAUACCCCAACUGUAUUUCCUAAUUCUGUUUCUCCUAUGACUGCCUCCUCAAGAGUUAAAAGAUAUCACUAGUCCUGCAGUAUCUGCCAUGUCUUUGCUCGAGCACUCUCCUAUGAAAGGAAGGGAACAACGUGAGCAGAUAUAUGAGUGCAUGGGUGAAUUGAGAAGUGCUGUCUGGGCAAAUACUCUAUCUAGAGCCUGCUUCACACUCAAAGUACAUCCCCUCUUUUAACAAGAAGCACAUCGCCCAAGGCCACAUCCACUAUACGUGCUCCCAAAAACCCAUAACCAGUCUACUCCACUGCAACCAGACCUGAGCAUGACUUGAUUUCUAUUUCAUGACUCAUGUCACGUCCAUUUCUCUGCUGCCCCUUUGGCUCUUCCCUUUCCCUCCUUCGCACUGUGGUUGAGUAAGAUAAUCCCCUUUACAACAAGCUAAUAAGAAACUGCACCACACUUAAACUGUUUAAAAAAAAAGCUUUUUUUUUUUUAAAAAUGGCUUGAUCGUAUGCCUUCUCAACCUUUGGUUCCUCUCACUUUGUGCGCCAAAAAGCAGAGUGCAACAGUCACUCUGCUCUGCUUCUUUUGUUAACACGCCACUUAGUACUGCUCCUACCAGGGUGAGUGGCUAAGAAUUCAACCACGGGCAAAAGUAAUGAGAUCAAAUUCUAUUGUAGAAGUGAUGAGCAGAGAAAAGCAACAUAAGCAAUUACAGCACAAUUCAAAUUGCUCGGCAUGCAAGGGAAGUCUGGGGUAAGGCUCAGGGGAGAAAAUAGCCAAUUUACUGCUGUCAUACUCUCUCACUUUUCUUUUUUUAAUUCUUAGGAGAUGUGUUUUUAGUGCUCCCUCCCCAUCAUGUGCUUUAGAUGUUGUGAGAGCGAGAUGCGGAGAUAGGGACAGACACAGGAGGCUGUAAAGCCUGCCGGCUGCUCUGAUCAUUGAGCAGCACAUUGAGCCAUUAUCUCUUCCUGAAAUAUCUUUUGCUGAUGUUAAUGAUUUUUUCUCUUAUGGCUCAUUUUCUUGUGAAAUUACUCAGCUGCAGGGAUGUUCGUAAAGAGAAGUAUAGUGAAGUUUUUGUAAGAGGGAUAAACUUGUCUAAUUUUGAGGAUGAGUUUGCAAGAAAUAACCUGUCUGAGCUCUGCAAGGAAACUUGCGUUGCAUACGUUAAUUUUUAUUAAACACAAUCGUUGUAUGUAAUGUAAUAUUUAAGUGAUGGUGAUGCAGUCCACUAACCCCACUGUCUUCAGACAGAUGUGAGCAUUUCCUAAAACAUAUCACAAAAUUAAAAGCAUUGGUUUGCUUUACAUGUCAAAAGAGCACAGCUAGACAUGCUCAUCCAAUCCCACAGCAGAGUCACAGUGUGAGUGGUAAUGCAUUUUAAGCAGGAUUAGAUGUUGACUGUCACUUGAGGAGGCAGUAUGGCCCCACUGCUGUUUAUGACCACACUACUGGACUUGUUUACAUUAUGUUUUAUGGGACACAAAGACUGGGGUUUUAAUAAGGAUGGAUGGUUUAAAGGCAGAAACGCACUGGAAGCAUAUGAGCUAUAUGCUCUUUCAAAGGCAGGUCCAUCACCACUUCAAGCUUAGGAGUCAUAGUUGGACUAGGAUGGAUGUUGUAAGGUUGGUAGUUACCCACUGCAGGGGAAAAUGACAUCAUGCAGCUUUUUGACCACAUUCAUGUCGCAAAUUUGGCCACAGGGAGCUGAGAAUUGGAUGAGGAAAAGGUCACAGCAAGACACAAAAAGUACCUGCAAGACUACAGAAACAUAGUUGGACAGGAUGUUUCAAAUGAAAUGACUGGUAUCCAAAUACACGUACGAGAACCAGAUCAUAGAAGAGACAUGUUGAUAAAUAAACACGCGACAGAAAUGUUGCGUCAGAAAGCAUCAGAUCAACAAUGACAUCCAGUGUGCUCUGGCCUUAAUGACUGAAUGUGAGUUUACAUUUAUUUUCACAUUUCAACAAGUUUGUUUAUAUUUGUAAACUAUGUAAACAUUUACAUCCAACAUGGCUUGUAUUUUUUUGAUGAGUUAAGAAAAAAAACAGAAGCUUAUUCUCCAUCCAUGAAUUAAAUCCUUGAAGAAAAUGUGUGAAUAUUCCCCAACUUGUUCGUUUUUUUUUUUAAGAUUGUAUCUUGAAAAUCCAGUUGAGAGACAGUGUACAUUGAUAUGUUUCUCACGCUAACCUUGUUUUAAAAGACAUAUCAAACAUGCCAAAUAAUGCUGAUGAUAAUGUGUAAUAACUGUGUAAUUUUGUGACAUAGCAGAAAGUGUGCCCAUUUGUUAAAAGACAAAUAAAAGUCACAUUUCCACGUC